AUGAAAAGUAUACCAAAGAAAGUGUAUAAUCUACGGCCGCUGCCCGGGGGUCGCCGGGGCGCACCUGGAGCCAACGCUGGGUGUUCCAGCAUGCGAUCCGUUGGCGAUGGGGGACUGAACAGGCGGGUUCCCCUCGAAAAAAAUACGACAGCCGACGAAGUAUCAUCUCAAUCAUCGCCAUCAUCAUCAUCAUUAUUUUCAUCAAUUCCAUCCACUAAUCCGUUCACCAAUUCACCUACUCAUUCAGCAUCAUCCAAUAACCAAAUGAUGGAGGAUGUUGUGCAAGAGGCUGAUUUAGCAGUCAACUUUGUACCCACCACAUCAAAACAGCGUAGAAAAUGGAGUAAAGAAAUGAACGAAUUUAUUCUACGUACAUAUCUUCGACUUACCUUAAUGGAAUCCGACACUAAUGGCUACUUACCACUCCUGCACACAAAAUUCAUAGAAAAAUACCCUGAAAUGCACGUAAUUAGCAGACAAAGAAUAGGAGAUCAAAGACGAGCUAUAAUAAGUAAAAAAUUACUAAACCAAAGUGAAAUCGAUACAAUUUACAAUGAGACGCGAAUAGAAUUAAACAACAUUCAAGAUAGUAUAGACAUGCAGAACACAUCAAAUAAUGGCCACCAAAGUUUCAACGAUUCCCAAAUAGAACGACUUCACCAUACUAAUAAUACUUGCCAGCGAAUGCGGUGGACAAAAGACCAUAAUGAAGCAAUAAUGAGAGCUUAUUACAAAGUAACAUCUUUGGAAUCUAACAUUACCGCAUAUAGGGGUCUUCUUCAUAAGGAAUUCAUUGCCCAAUUCCCGUACCUUACCCAUAUAACCGAACAACGUGUUGCUGAUCAGAGAAGACUGAUUAUAAAUAAUAAAUAUAUAUCUGAAGAAAAGUUACAAGAGAUCCGAGAAGAGGUUCGUAGUGAAAUAAUACAACUAAAUAAUACAAACAAAGAAAUAAGUAAUGGCCGUUAUUUACCGGCUGCUCUCUCUACCAGUAAUGACCAUAUUUUAAAUAAUUAUGAAGAAAUAAAUUUCGAAAUAGACCAUGAUCAUAGAAGUACACUACAAGAAAUACGUUUAGAAAGUAUAGAAGAAAUAGACCAUAUCUUUGGUAAUGCCCACAAAUUCUUUAAAGAUAGCGACCCGACACUCAGAAGCUACAUACCAAAGCAAAAAUACACAAAAAAACUAUUUUCUAUCAUACAUUAUAUUAACUCCAAUAUUUUACCUAAAUAUGUUAACGUAGAUUCAGACUUUCUAACAUUGCAAACAGCAUUAUACUGUGCAGCGUGGACAACAGCAAAAAUGAACGGAUCAAAAUUAAAAUUAGAACCUUGUGAGACAAAUUAUAAGAAAAUAGCUACAAAACCGAAAUGGCAGAUAAGAUUAGAAAGAAGAAUAACAGAAUUGAGAGUGCAAAUUGGUCGUUUAACGCAAUAUUUACAAGGCAACCGGAGUAAAAAACUAGUAGCACAUGUAGAAAUUAUUAAAAACAGUUAUAAGAUACAUGCAACACACGAGAGCCCUAAUACAGGGCUUUUAGAAUUUUUGGAUACGUUAAAGCAAAAACUCAACAUCUACUGUAACCGAUUGAAAAGAUACAAAAACUGCACUCUACGUAAAAUGCAAAACAAACAAUUCACCUGCAAUGAAAAACUUUUUUAUAGGGAACUAAGAAAUCCAAAAAACGUUGUGAAUGAAAACAACUUAAAUUAUGAAAAUAAUAGAAAUACUGACUCGGUAGCCUUACCAGAUCUAUAUAAUUACUGGUCAAAUAUUUGGGAAAAUCCAGUACAACAUCACUCUACUGCUGAAUGGAUAUUUAAAGAACAAGAAAGAUAUUCGAACCUACAGCAUAUGGACGUCCAAUUUGUACCAAUAGAUAUAUUUCAAAAUGUUAUAAAUAAGUUACACAACUGGAAAUCCCCAGGAUCUGAUAAUAUUCAUAACUUUUGGUUCAAAAAAUACAGUUUCUUACACCCAUUCCUACACAAUCAUAUUAAUAUGUUUUUGCAAAUACCAACCACACUACCAGGAUAUAUAACUAUGGGAACAACAUACAUGCUCCCAAAGGACCCACAUUGCUUAAAUAACCCAGCUAAGUACAGACCUAUUACUUGUCUCCAAACUAUAUACAAAAUAAUAACAUCUUGCAUAACUGAAUUAGUUUAUCAACAUAUACACAAAAAUAAUAUAUUAACAGAACAGCAGAAAGGGUGCCGAAAACAUAGCCAAGGUUGUAAGGAACAGUUAGUAAUAGAUUCGGUAAUACUUAAACAAGCACAAAUCCAAAAAACCGACUUAUAUACCAUGUACAUAGAUUAUAAAAAAGCCUUUGACUCUGUACCUCAUACAUGGUUAUUAAACAUUUUAGAAAUUUAUAAAGUUCACCCGACAAUUGUACAAUUUUUAAAACACACGAUGACUCAAUGGACAACCAGACUCAAAUUAACUAACAAUACCAACAUAGUAUUGACAGACCCUAUUAAAAUACAAAGAGGUAUAUUCCAAGGGGAUUCCUUAAGUCCUCUUUGGUUCUGCUUGGCGUUAAACCCAUUAUCUAACCUACUAAACACAACAAGUGGAGGAUAUACUCUAUUUUAUACAGGCAAUUGUGAACGUACCCUACAAAUUGACAAGAGAAAUUUUAAAUUAAAUCACUUAAUGUACAUGGAUGACAUAAAAUUGUACGGUGCAACAGAAGAAGAGUUAAAAACACUUGCCCAAACUACAGAAAUGUUUUCUCAAGAUAUUAACAUGGAAUUUGGAACUGAUAAAUGUAAAGUUAAUUCUUUUAAAGGAGGAGAACACAUUCAACAUCAAUAUUACUUACAAUCUGGCGAUAUUAUUGCAGCAUUAAGGUCAAAUGAGGUAUACAAAUAUUUAGGCUACAUACAAGCUAGACAAAUAGAACAUAAAGAAAUAAAAGCUUCCCUAAUAAAAGAAUAUAAAUAUAGGCUAAAUAGCAUAUUACGAAGUCAACUCUAUUCUAAAAAUACUACUAAGGCAAUAAAUACAUAUGCAAUACCAGUACUCACAUAUUCUUUUGGCAUAAUUAACUGGAGCAAAUCCGAACUUAUUUCAUUGCAAAGAUUAAUUAAUACAACCAUGACAAGACAUAGAAAACAUCACCCUAGAUCGUGCGUCCAAAGAUUAACACUACCCCGCUCUGAAGGAGGAAGAGGUUUAAUAGAUUUAAUAAAUUUACAUAAUAAACAAAUAACGUCUCUCCGGUAUUACUUUAAAAAUAAAUCCAAGGUUUCUACUAUGCAUCAAUCAAUAGCCCAAAACGAUAAAAAGCUCACCCCUCUCAAUUUAAAUGAUGAGGAAAAUCAAAAAAAUGAAGCACAAACAGACAAACAGACAAAGUUUAGAGAUUGGCUCCGAAAGUCUCUCCAUGGAAGACAUCUCCGUGAUCUUAAUCACACUGGCAUAGACACGAAAGCGUCAAACGAAUUCCUUAGACGUGGUGAGCUUUUCCCGGAAACCGAAGGCUUUAUCCUUGCUAUACAAGAUCAAGUUCUAGAAACAAGAAAUUAUCAAAAGCAUAUCAUGAAACUACCCAGUUUAAUAGAGGACUCAUGUAGAAAAUGUAAAGGAGCCCCCGAAACCAUACAACACAUUACAGGAUCAUGCAGAGUUAUAGCACAAACAGAUUACAAACACCGCCAUGAUCAAGUUGCAGCCGUCAUUCACCAAAUAAUAGCGUUUAAUCACAAAUUGAUACCUGAAAAAGUACCUUAUUACAAAUAUUCUCCGCAAACAGUUUUAGACACAAAAGAUUAUAAGCUUUAUUGGGACCGAACCAUACUCACAGAUAAAACAAUCCAUUACAAUAGGCCAGAUAUCACUUUUCAUGAUAAGAGGCGGCAACUUGUCUACCUUAUAGAUAUAGCAGUACCCAAUACACACAAUAUCUCUCCCACAUACUCAGAAAAACUAAAUAAAUAUAUAGAUCUAUCCGUGGAAAUAAAGUCCCAAUGGAAAGUUAAAUUAGUCAAAACUAUCCCUAUAAUAAUAUCAUCUACAGGAAUAAUACCCCAGACAUUACACACAAGCUUAGCCCAAUUAAAUAUUCACCCCCUCACUUAUGUCACACUUCAGAAAGCAGCUAUCUUAAACACAUGCAGAAUAGUUAGGAAAUUUUUAAAUACGGAUUCGACCACAACUAUAACGCUUGGCUGA
This is a messenger RNA of Leptosia nina, 4182 nucleotides long. The record is from the annotation of a GenBank genome assembly. Lineage: Eukaryota; Metazoa; Arthropoda; Insecta; Lepidoptera; Pieridae.